This is a messenger RNA of Hyla sarda, 1672 nucleotides long. RefSeq names its product succinate receptor 1 (gene SUCNR1). The record is from RefSeq and is a predicted model, not a curated record. Bases 10 to 1053 code for a protein of 347 amino acids. Gene Ontology annotation, biological process: G protein-coupled receptor signaling pathway. The transcript is spliced from 2 exons. NCBI's taxonomy places the organism in Eukaryota, Metazoa, Chordata, Amphibia, Anura, Hylidae. Gene Ontology annotation, cellular component: plasma membrane. Gene Ontology annotation, molecular function: G protein-coupled receptor activity.
UCUGGCCCCAUGGUCAUGAGGCUUCAGACAUGGAGCGAUCAUCACUUCAUGCAGCUGAGACAGGAUCAAGAAAGCCCCAACUGUUCCUCAGUUGACUGCCUACUUGAGAAAUAUUACCUAUCUACUGUGUAUUCCCUGGAAUUUGUAUUCGGAAUUCUUGGCAAUGGUAUUGUGAUGUUUGGUUAUAUUUUCUGCAUGAAGAAGUGGUCCAGUGGAAGUGUAUACCUAUUCAACCUGUGCCUAUCAGACUUCACCUUCCUAUGCACCCUCCCUCUCCUGAUUCAAAGCUACAACAAUGGAAGCUGGAUGUUUAUGGAUUUCCUUUGCUAUAGCAAUAGAUUCUUGCUGCAUGCCAAUCUCUAUACCAGCAUCCUAUUCCUCACUUUCAUCAGUAUCGAUCGAUAUUUGAUUAUUAAGUAUCCUUUUAAAGAUCAUAUUAUGCAGAAGAAGAGAACAGCUAUUAUCAUUUCUUUUGGUGUUUGGAUUGUGGUCAUGUUAGAGAUAAGCCCAAUUCUGUUUUUUAUAGAACUGCGCGACAACAGCCAGUGUCUCAGCUAUGGAAGUUCUGGCAUGGCAUCUUACAGCCUUAUAUAUAGCAUGUGCCUUACUGUUACUGGCUUCUUCAUCCCACUCUGCACCAUGUGCAUAUUUUACGUGAAAAUGGCACAGUUUUUGAAAACAAGAAAUGGAACCCUUACAACGUCCUUCUCUCUGGAGAAACCCCUCACUUUAGUGUCUUUGGCGGUGAUUGUGUUCUUUAUUUUAUUCACCCCAUAUCACAUCAUGAGAAAUGUCAGAAUUGCCUCACGUAUGGAAGGAUGGCAGCUAAGUGAACAAUCAAUGAUCGCCAUCAAUUCCAUAUAUGUCAUCUCAAGACCUCUUGCAUUCUUGAAUAGUGUGAUAAACCCUGUGUUCUAUUUCCUUAUGGGGGACAACUUCAGGGAAAUGUUGAUAGCAAAAAUGCGACACUGUUUCAAAACUAUGAAAUGUCGCUGUAUGUAUGACUUCAAACCUAACUCCAAUGAAUCAAGGGGUUAUACUACAGAUUCUUAGUAGCUACAGUCUUUAUGUUAUAUAUGCUGUAUAUAGUAUAUUAGGUCAUAUUCAGUAUUUUUCUGUUAAACAGAAUGGCAUUGUAUUAAAUAUGUAUUUUGUAGGACUUUUCCUGCCAGACAUAAUACAAUAGGAAAUACUAAUAAUAACUAUUUCCUAUUGUUAAAAAAUAAAUAAAAAAAAUAAAAAGUGUAAUUUGACAAAUUUUGGGCCAGACGAUCUUUUGACCUGCACCCCAGCUCUCCUAGUGCAAGGAGUCGACCCCCCCCCCUCUAUUCAUUCUCUAUGGGAGCGCCAGAGAUGCACCAGAGCUGUGCUCAGCUGUCUACAGCACUCCCAUAGAGAAUGAAUGGAGGCGGUGUGUCGAGUGGAGUGGAGUGCAGUUCAGGAGAUUGUGGGGGGUUCUAGCAGUUGGACUCUCCAUGAUCAAACACGUAUCACCUAUGCUGUGACAAGGGGAUAAGUAUUAAAAUGUUAGUACCCCUUUGGAUUUAUGUUCACACAUAACUUUUUGAGCCUCACCUCGAGCCAUAAAAGGUUAGAAAAAACAGGUCCAAAAACAAAAACUGACCUUUUAUUUUAAAGCGGUACUCCGGUGAAAAACUUUUUUUUUUUUAAA